Messenger RNA from Columba livia (rock pigeon), 7815 nucleotides. It is a transcript of the gene MYO10, whose product is annotated as myosin X. Lineage: Eukaryota; Metazoa; Chordata; Aves; Columbiformes; Columbidae. The transcript has 41 exons. The coding region runs from base 304 to 6480 and encodes 2058 amino acids. Gene Ontology annotation, biological process: regulation of cell shape; regulation of filopodium assembly; cytoskeleton-dependent intracellular transport. Gene Ontology annotation, molecular function: phosphatidylinositol-3,4,5-trisphosphate binding; ATP binding; actin filament binding. Gene Ontology annotation, cellular component: myosin complex; cytoskeleton; filopodium. The record is from RefSeq and is a predicted model, not a curated record.
CGGCCCCGGGCGCGGGGCAGCAGCGUGCGGCAGCGGGAGCCUCCUUCCUCCUCCUCCUCCUCCUCCUCACCCCCCUCCCCCGGCUCCCAGCGGCGGCAAUGCGCUGCCGGGACCGCCCGUGCGAGCGGCUCUGAGGGGGCGGGCGGACAAAGGUUGCGGGCUGGUGCCGGCGCUGGGGCGCGAUGGAGCGGCGCGGCGGCUGAGGCGGCUCGGUGGGGCCGAGCCGAGACGGGCAGGGCAGCAGCACAUGGUGCGCGGCUGGGGACCGGCGCUGCGCACCCGCGGGCGGGCCGAGGGGCCACCAUGGACAACUUCUUGGCGGAGGGAUCUCGGGUCUGGCUGCGAGAAAAUAAUCAGCAUUAUCCCAGUACUGUUCAUUCCUGUGCGGAAGGAGUCGUUGUAUUCAGGACAGACUAUGGUCAGGUAUUCACUUAUAAACAGAGCACGAUCACACACCAAAAAGUAACGCCUAUGCAUCAAACAAGCGCGGAGAGCGUGGAAGACAUGGCAGCACUCGUAGAUCUCCACGAAGGCUCCAUUAUGCACAACUUAUUCCAGCGAUAUCAGCAAGAUAAAAUCUAUACCUACAUUGGUUCCAUAGUUGCCUCUGUGAACCCUUACAAGAGCAUCCCGGGACUCUACGACCGCGCAGCCAUGGAGCGAUACAGCAAGCACCACAUGGGAGAGAUACCGCCUCAUAUCUUCGCUGUGGCGAACGAGUGCUACCGCUGCCUUUGGAAGCGCCAUGACAACCAGUGUAUCCUCAUCAGUGGUGAAAGUGGUGCUGGUAAGACAGAAAGCACUAAGCUGAUUCUCAAGUUCUUGUCUGCAAUGAGCCAACACUCCUUGGAGCUGUCCUGCAGAGAGACCACCUCCUGUGUGGAGCAAGCUAUCCUGGAGAGCAGCCCAAUUAUGGAAGCUUUUGGCAACGCGAAGACUGUUUACAACAACAACUCCAGUCGCUUUGGGAAGUUUAUUCAGCUGAACAUCUGUCAGAAAGGAAACAUUCAGGGAGGAAGAAUUAUAGAUUAUUUAUUGGAAAAAAAUCGUGUAGUAAGACAAAACCCCGGGGAAAGAAAUUAUCAUAUAUUCUAUGCUCUGCUGGCAGGGAUAGAAGAGAGAGAGAAAGAUGCUUUUUACUUAUCUGUACCGGAGAACUACCACUACCUGAAUCAAUCUGGAUGUAUAGCGGAUAAGACAAUCAGUGACAAAGAUUCUUUCAAGGAAGUCAUUACCGCAAUGGAAGUGAUGCAGUUCAGCAAGGAGGAGGUGCGAGAAGUUUUGAGGCUGUUGGCUGGCAUUUUGCAUCUAGGAAACAUUGAGUUCAUCACUGCUGGUGGGGCACAGGUGUCCUUUAAAACAGCUCUGGGUAGGUCUGCUGAACUACUGGGGCUGGACUCCACACAGCUAACUGAAGCGUUGACACAGAGGUCAAUGAUACUCAGGGGAGAAGAAAUCCUAACACCUCUUAGUAUACAACAGGCAAUAGACAGCAGAGAUUCUAUGGCUAUGGCACUUUAUUCUCAGUGUUUUGCUUGGGUCAUCAAGAAAAUCAACAGCAGAAUCAGAAGCAAGGAAGACUUCAAGUCCAUUGGAAUUUUGGACAUAUUUGGAUUUGAAAACUUUGAGGUAAACCGUUUUGAGCAGUUCAAUAUUAACUAUGCAAAUGAAAAGCUUCAGGAGUAUUUCAACAAGCACAUAUUUUCCUUGGAGCAACUAGAAUACAGCAGGGAAGGACUAGUUUGGGAGGAUAUUGACUGGACAGACAAUGGAGAGUGCUUGGAUCUUAUUGAAAAGAAACUGGGCCUCUUGGCGCUCAUCAAUGAAGAGAGCCAUUUUCCUCAAGCUACUGACUCCACCUUGCUGGAGAAGUUGAAUACCCAGCAUGCUAACAAUCCGUUUUACGUAAAACCAAGAGUUGCCGUUCACAACUUUGGAGUGAAGCACUAUGCUGGGGAGGUCCAGUAUGAUGUCAGGGGGAUCUUGGAGAAGAACAGAGAUACUUUCAGAGACGAUCUCCUCAACUUGUUACGUGAAAGCAGUCUUGAUUUCAUCUAUGAUCUGUUUGAACAUGUCUCAAGUCGCAACAAUCAAGACACUCUUAAAUGUGGAAGCAAGCACCGAAAACCCACUGUCAGUCUCCAGUUCAAGGAAUCGCUUCAUUCUUUAAUGGCAACGCUGAGUUCUUCAAAUCCAUUCUUUGUUCGGUGCAUCAAGCCCAACGUGCAGAAGAUGCCAGACCAGUUUGAUCAGACAGUGGUGCUUAACCAGCUGCGCUAUUCUGGGAUGCUGGAGACAGUCAGGAUUCGGAGGGCUGGCUUCCCGGUCCGCAGGCCCUUUCAAGACUUUUAUAAAAGGUAUAAAGUUCUCAUGAGAAACUUAACUCUGCCUGAAGAUUUAAAUGAGAAAUGUGCCGUCCUGCUUCGUCUGUAUGACAACACAAGCACUGAAUGGCAGCUUGGAAAAAAUAAGGUGUUUCUCCGGGAGUCCUUGGAACACAAGUUGGAGAAACAGCGAGAGGUGGAAGUCACCAAGGCAGCAAUGAUUAUCCGAGCACACAUCUUAGGUUAUGCAGCCCGGAAGCGAUAUAGAAAGGUUCUCUACUAUGUGGUUGUGAUACAGAAGAACUACAGAGCAUUCAGUGGUAGGAAAAAGUUCCUGUGCCUGAAGAAAGCAGCCAUAAUCCUUCAGAAGCAGCGGCGAGGCCAGCUUGCUCGACGUGUUUACAGGGAGCGACUAGAGGAGAAGCGGAGACAGGAGGAGGAAAGGAGAAAAGAGGAGGAAGAAAGGGAAAGACAAAGACAAGAAGCAGAGCGUCUUGCCCAGCAGGCUGAAGAAGAGAGAAAGAAACAGGAACUGGCUGCCAUUCAGAAAGCCCAGAAGGAGGCAGAGCUGAAGCAAGAGGUGGAGAAGCAGAAAGAAAGCAGGCAGGUGGAAGAAAUCCUGCGUCUGGAAAAAGAAAUUGAAGACCUGCAGCGCGUGAAGAAGCAGCAGGAGCUGUCCUUGACAGAGGCUUCAUUACAGAGGCUGCAGCAGCUUCGAGACGAGGAGCUCCGGCGGCUCGAGGACGAAGCGUGUCGAGCAGCCCAGGAGUUCCUGGAAUCUCUGAACUUUGAUGAGAUUGAUGAAUGUGUCCGAAACAUUGAGAAGUCUCUCUCUGUGGGCAAUGGGUAUCCCACUGAGCUGACUGAACAGACUGGAAAUGCCUGCAGUGAGAAGCCCAAUUUUAACUUCAGCCAGCCGUAUCCUGAGGAGGAGGUAGAUGAGGGCUUUGAAGCUGAUGAUGAUGCAUUUAAGGAUUCGCCCAACCCCAGUGAGCAUGGCCAUUCUGAUCAAAGGACCAGUGGCAUCAGAACAAGCGAUGAUUCCUCAGAAGAGGAUCCCUAUAUGAACGAUACGGUGGUGCCAACAAUUCCUGCUGCUGGCAACACCAUGCUUAUACCUCCUGCCCAUGACACAGUCAGUCUCCACAACUCUUCCAGUGGUGAAUCCACGUACUGCAUGCCAGAAAAUGUAUCAUGUAGACCCCCAAAUUCUGUGGAACUUAUUUCUCCAGAUGGAGACUACGAUUACGACCAAGACGAUUAUGAAGAUGGUGCUAUUACUUCGGGCAGCAGUGUGACCUUCUCCAAUUCGCACAGUAGCCAGUGGUCACCGGACUACCGAUGCUCAGUGGGGACCUACAAUAGCUCUGGAGCAUAUCGGUUUAGCUCUGAAGGAGCUCAGUCUUCUUUUGAAGACAGCGAAGAAGAUUUUGACUCCAGAUUUGAUACAGAUGAUGAACUUUCCUACCGGAGGGAUUCAGUCUAUAGCUGUGUCAGCCUGCCCUACUUUCACAGCUUUCUGUACAUGAAAGGUGGCUUAAUAAACACAUGGAAGCGGCGCUGGUGUGUCCUGAAGGAUGAGACCUUCCUGUGGUUUCGUUCCAAGCAGGAAGCACUUAAGCAGGGUUGGCUUCACAAAAAGGGGGGUGGAUCAUCCACGCUUUCCAGAAGGAACUGGAAGAAACGAUGGUUUGUUCUCAGACAGUCCAGGUUGAUGUACUUUGAAAACGACAGUGAAGAAAAGCUAAAGGGCUCCAUUGAUGUCCGGACAGCCAAAGAGAUUGUUGAUAAUACGGGCAAAGAAAAUGGUAUUGAUCUAAUAAUGGGCGACAGGACAUACCAUUUAAUUGCUGAGUCUCCUGAGGAUGCAAGCCAGUGGUUUAGUGUACUGAGUCAAGUCCAUGCGUCCACAGAGCAAGAGAUUCGAGAGAUGCACGAUGAGCAGGCAAAUCCACAGAAUGCUGUGGGUACACUCGACGUAGGACUAAUUGAUUCUGUCUGUGCUGCUGACAAUCCAGAUCGACCAAAUUCAUUUGUGAUCAUCACUGCUAAUCGUGUUCUUCACUGUAAUGCUGACACUCCUGAGGAGAUGCAUCACUGGAUAACCCUGCUGCAAAGGUCCAAAGGGGACACUAGAGUGGAGGGACAAGAAUUCAUUGUGAGGGGAUGGCUACACAAGGAAGUAAAGAACAACCCCAAGAUGUCUUCAUUGAAACUAAAGAAGCGUUGGUUUGUUUUGACGCACAAUUCUUUGGACUACUACAAGAGCUCAGAGAAAAAUGCUUUGAAAUUGGGUACGCUGGUCCUGAACAGCCUCUGCUCAGUGGUCCCACCUGAUGAAAAAAUCUUCAAAGAGACAGGUUAUUGGAAUGUAACUGUGUACGGACGCAAACAUUGUUACCGUCUCUAUACAAAAUUGCUUAAUGAGGCAACCCGCUGGUCAAGUGCCAUCCAGAAUGUGAUUGACACAAAAGCACCAAUUGAUACUCCAACACAGCAGCUUAUUCAGGAUAUUAAGGAAAACUGCCUGAAUGCUGAUGUGGUUGAACAGAUUUAUAAGAGAAACCCUAUUCUCCGUUACACCCAUCAUCCCUUGCACUCGCCAUUACUGCCUCUGCCAUAUGGGGACAUCAAUCUAAACCUGCUGAAAGACAAAGGCUACACAACUCUGCAGGAUGAAGCCAUCAAGAUAUUUAAUUCUUUGCAGCAGCUGGAGUCUAUGUCUGAUCCUAUCCCUAUAAUCCAAGGUAUCCUCCAAACAGGCCAUGAUUUGAGACCUCUUCGAGAUGAGCUCUACUGUCAGCUCAUCAAGCAGACCAACAAAGUGCCAAACCCUGGGAGCGUGGGCAACCUGUAUAGUUGGCAAAUCCUCACCUGCAUGAGUUGCACAUUUCUGCCGAGUCGCGGCAUCCUCAAAUAUCUCAAGUUCCAUCUUAAAAGGGUCCGUGACCAGUUUCCAGGAACUGAAAUGGAAAAAUACGCACUAUUUACUUAUGAAUCUCUGAAGAAAACCAAAUGCAGAGAGUUUGUGCCAUCGCGGGAUGAAAUAGAAGCUCUGAUUGGCAGGCAGGAAAUGACGUCCACAGUUUAUUGCCAUGGCGGGGGCUCCUGUAAGAUUACCAUCAACUCGCACACUACAGCUGGAGAGGUGGUUGAAAAGUUAAUUCGUGGCUUGGCCAUGGAGGAUAGCAGAAAUAUGUUUGCUUUGUUUGAGUACAAUGGAACUACUGAUAAAGCGAUUGAAAGCAGGACCAUUGUGGCUGAUGUCUUGGCAAAGUUUGAAAAGCUUGCUGCCACUGCUGGGGACAUGCACUGGAAGUUCUACUUCAAGCUCUACUGCUUCCUGGACACAGAAAACGUCCCAAAAGAUAGCGUGGAAUUUGCCUUUAUGUUUGAGCAGGCUCACGAAGCAGUGAUUCGAGGACAUUAUCCUGCUCCUGAAGAAACCCUCCAGGUCCUUGCAGCUUUGCGCCUUCAGUACCUUCAGGGAGAUUACACUCUGCAUACCACUGUGCCAGAAAUGGAAGAGGUCUAUCCCUUGCAAAAGCUCAAGUCUCGGAUUACACAGUCCACCAAAACAUUUACUGCAGCAGAGAAGGCUGAGAAGAAACGCACCAGCUUUCUUGAAGGAACAUUGCGACGAAGUUUUCGCAGUGGCUCUGUCAGCAAACAGAAGGUUGAGGAGGAUCAGAUGUUAGACAUGUGGGUCAAAGAGGAAAUCUCAGCUUCCAGGACUAGUAUUAUUGACAAAUGGAAAAAACUCCAGAGGAUGAACCAGGAACAGGCUAUGGCAAAGUAUAUGGCUUUGAUUAAGGAAUGGCCUGGCUAUGGCUCAACACUCUUUGACGUAGAGUGUAAAGAAGGGGGAUUCCCACAAGAGUUGUGGCUUGGAGUCAGCGCUGAUGCGGUUUCUGUCUACAAGCGUGGGGAAGGAAGGCCUUUGGAGGUGUUUCAGUAUGAACAUAUCUUGUCAUUUGGUGCACCGCUUGCCAACACCUACAAGAUCGUGGUGGAUGAGAGAGAACUGCUUUUUGAAACUAGUGAGGUGGUUGACAUUGCGAAGCUGAUGAAAGCUUACAUCAGCAUGAUCGUGAAAAAACGCUAUAGCACCUCUCGAUCAGUGAGUAGUCAUGGAAGUCAGGGCAGCUCCAGGUGAAAACAAAACCAGUUCUGCUGUGCUCUAAAUAGAACAUACCGCUGCUUGGCCUCCAAAUGACCUGAUGAUACUGAUCACGUCUGUUGACAAGCUAACAAAGAACCAGAGUUUCCACGGAAAAUAUCUUCAAACAUUGUUUUAUAAAGACCACAGGGUGGGGAGGGGAAAAUCAACUGAAGUAGUCACAUACUAGAACUGCUGGCUCGUUCAAAGCUUUCCAAAGCAUUAUUAUCUUCAGUUGAUGUAACACAUGCCUUAAGACUUGAUCCACUGCAAUACAAGCAGUAAUAAGUGCCUUACAAUAUUAAAUUCAACUUGUAUUGACCUAAAAUUGCUGAUAAAAGUCAAGAGGAUUUUUUGUUGUCCAUCCAGAACACUGAAAACGAAGGUAAAUUCAUCCAUUCUGCACCAGUCUACUGGCCUAUAUACAUGUGGGAAGGGGGAGGGAAGAAGAGCAAAGUAUAUUUUUUUGGAGAGCUGCUGGCAGCUUUCCUUAUGGACGCCAACAUUUUGUUUCCCCUUGCUUCCAUGGAUGUGCACCUUGUGCAUGCAUAUUUGAGCUGUCAGUAAAAUUUGACUGAUUUUAUUCUGUAUUUCACAAGUCUUUUGAAGCAAAGGGAAUAAGUAUGUGCAAUGGUGUAAACAGUCUUUCUGUACAUUUUAAUAGUUCAGAGUUAUAGUUGUUACAAUUGUAUGGUUCCUUUAUAAGCCGUUUUAUUAACAAGAAAAUUCCAAAAUUUUCAUACAUUGAUUUUACUAUUGCAAAUAUGUAUUACCAUAUGAGUAGCAGAAGUCUGCAUUCUGUAUCUGCUGUAUUAUAAAGAGAGAUGUAGCUGAGAAUAUUUAUAGACUACCCUGAUAUGGAAAUACAAUUAUCAGUUCAGUACUCUAUCAUGUCCACUUGAGUUUUUAAUAUUAAUUUUUCUUUUAAGGACAUCACUCUUUUAUAAUUCUGGCUGGACUCUCCAACCCAGACUGACUGCCAAAGGUCAGAGCCCUUCAGAGUUGACUAAAGAAAGCAAAGUUGUACAGUGCAACUGCUUUAGUGUAGAGUUCUCUGUUUUGCGAGGUUGCCUGAUGAAGGUUCUUGAUGCUACCCUGUAAAUAAAUGGGGCAAUAUCAGCUAAUAAUAAGCUGAUUUUUGGACUUUUAUUUUUGUACAGAAAUACUGUAAUAUAAGGCAAAACUUUGAUCAAAGGUAUCUUUUUGUCCACAGAAAAAAAAAAAAAAAAAAGAAACCUGGAAAACCUUACUGUUAUUAAAAACCUCAGCCUCUAAGGAAUCAUGCCUACUUGCUUAAAACAAAAAGUCCAGCAAUAAAGGAAAUAUAUGUGA